Molecule: messenger RNA, 1750 nt
Organism: Neohortaea acidophila
Lineage: Eukaryota; Fungi; Ascomycota; Dothideomycetes; Mycosphaerellales; Teratosphaeriaceae
Exons: 1
Coding region: 124-1554 (476 amino acids)
Source: RefSeq, a predicted model, not a curated record
CCUUCCGCCGCGUCCUCAUCGCCACUUUCCGGGCUUGUGUUUCAGUGGGACUCGGUGUGCAGUGGCCGUCGAGAUGACCGGCAGGCGACGUCGUCAUUGCCAUACAACACUACCAGUAUCAACAUGAAAGGGUCGGCGGUGGUGCAAGGAUUGAAAUCACUCGCAUCCACACUGCACCCGCAGCUGCCGUUGAGCUCGAGGGAAUCGCAACGACUCCUCACAGCCCUGACGAGUUCCUUCCAAAGCCAACUUGACAAAGCCUAUCCGCGCCAUGUGGGCAGCGACGAGUCGCAACUCAAGUCUGCGAAUGGAAGCACCAUAAGCACUCUCAACCGAAGUCAUGAUGCAUCAUCUGCCGCUCUUGCAGAUCGACAUCUGGCUGCGGUACUUACAAAUCCGUUGUUAUUGAGCGGUGCUGCAUCCACCCGGAACGCCUUGACGUACGAGACGGCCAAGAUCGAGCUCGCCCAUCACUCGACGAAGGAUCCCAUCUCUUUGCUGGAGGAUUAUCAUCAGAAAGACGCCGCCACGAUUGCGAUAGCUGCGAUCUGUCUGGAAACUUUCGCGAAAACUCUCGAAGACUUGUCGGAAACGGAUCGACAGGGCAGGAUCGCUCAAUUUGCAGCUGGUAAACGAGUCCUGCUAUGGCUCUGGCUGAGUGGAUCAUGGAGGAGCGCACCGCAGAACAUCCACGCUCUCAACCGCGAGUCCAGGCUUCUAAAAACACUGGUCCCUCUUGUCAUUCGCGAAGGAGCCGAGACGUUUCUGUGGGAUUGGUUUAAGAUGGAUGUGGCAAUCGCUGUUCCGAUCGCACCUGCAGGAAAGGAACCUGGCCAAUUGCCCGACUCUCGACAAUACUGGUGGAAGGGGCGAUUAUUAAGGGCCAUCAUCGCAGCGAAGAUUGACUUAGACGGUCUUCAGUCGCCGAACGCCGCACUAGACGCCAUCCUCAAGGCCGACGCCAUCCGCCGCGAAGCAGUGGCGAAGAACAGCGAAGACACUCACAAGUUUCCCAUCUUCGGAGCGGCCACAUUCCUGUGUCAAUACUUCUGGAGGUCCUCUGGCUGGGAGUCUAGUGUCCAUACCGCCCUCUUCGACACGUUCACGAGCCGAUUGGGACUUCUCGCCAAGCCAGGAUUCACUCGAGACUGGCAACUAGCAAAGCUCCACCUGAAACACCCAACUCGACCGUCGCCCGAACAAGCUCUCGAGCUACUGAGGCGUUUGUAUGACCCGUCCAGCGCGCGUUACACCCAGCAUGCUCGCCAGAUCUUCGAGCGUCCAGACAAUGGCAAGGCGUUACAUCUGAACUACGUCUUCAUGCUCGAGACCGCCGCGCAGUUACGAGCCGGCGCUCGGACCGAGGAUGCCGCUUGGGUGCUGGCGCUCAUCCCGCGCGUCUAUCCUGAGCUAGCGCACUUCACUGAAGCGGAUAUGCAACGGUUGAAGGAGGGAAUAUCGCCGACUAGCUCUGCGAAAUUCGCCAUACACGGCGCCCAAGGCACAACAGGGGGAGACAUUCCUAUCCUACCGCUGGCAGGAGUUCAUUCAUGAAUGGCUUUGCACUCGCAAUAACAGGUGCUGGAGGGUCGCUGAAUGCAUUAAUGUUUUCGGCUAUCAUUACGCUAUGCGAUAUCGUUGCACGAUGCAAGGAGCACAGUAUUUCACGUUACCUCGUGGUAACGGAUGGCCACGAGCAUGAGCGCGCCGAAGUGGAAGUGUGGCUCCAGGCCAUCCUCCCCUCAUGCAG